Molecule: messenger RNA, 1881 nt
Organism: Closterium sp. Naga37s-1
Lineage: Eukaryota; Viridiplantae; Streptophyta; Zygnematophyceae; Desmidiales; Closteriaceae
Source: the annotation of a GenBank genome assembly
AUGCAGCCUCGGGAUCCGCACCAGGUUACGCCGGCUCCUCCGAGCCUGCCCCCCCCAGUCCUGCCCCCCCCGAUCGCGAAGUCUCCGCCAGUCAAACCUCCGCCAGUCAAGCCUCCCCCGGUCAAGCCUCCGCCGGUCAAGCCUCCGCCGGUCGCGACUCCGCCGCCUCCGCCGUUCUUCCAGCCGUGGCCAAUCAACGGGCAGGGAAUCUUCAACGUGCUACAGUUCGGUGCGCGCGCGGACGGGCGCACGGACAACACGGACGCGUUUCGGCGCGCGCUGCUGACGGCGUGCGCGUGGGGGAAGGCGCGGAGCGCGUACGCGCGCGUGGUGGUCCCCGCGGGCGGGCUGUUCCAAACCUUCCCCGUCAACCUGGAGGGGCCGUGCGGCGCUGGCCUGGAGGUGCAGAUCAAAGGUGGCAUCGCCGGGCCAGCCAACGUGGCCGCAUACCCCAAGCAGCGCAAGAGCAAAAUCAACGGUGGCAUUGCCGGGCCAGCCAACGUGACCUCCUACCCCAAGCCGUGCAAGAGCAACGCGCGAGGGCUCUUACAUAAAUGGAGGAAUCGCCGGGCCAGCCAACGUCACCUCCUACCCCAAGCCGCGCAAGAGCAACCUAUCCCCACUGCCCUUUCCGUCCCUUUCUUCCGCUGCUAUCUCACACAACAGAUCAACGGUGGGAUUGCUGGGCCAGCCAACGUGACCUCCUACCCCAAGCCGCGCAAGAGCAACGCGUGGGCGCUUCGGUGCCCAACCUCGCGCUCUCCCUCCGUGUUCCUCUGUCCUCUCUCCCCACAUCAGAUCAACGGCGGGAUUGCUGGGCCAGCCAACGUGACCUCCUACCCCAAGCCGCGCAAGAGCAACGCGUGGGCGCUGCUGUUCUUCCGCGAGGUGCCCAACCUGGCGGUCACGGGCGGCGGCAAUCCAGGCAAGGCACACCUCAAGGUGUAUGGCAGUAACGGGCUGCUUAUAGAGAGGAUAACCACUCGCAGCCCAUUCAACAGCCCCAACACGGACAGCAUUCAACUCUCCAAGAUUGAGAAUGGGGUCAUACGAAACAGCCAUCUGCAGGGAGGAGAUGACAACGUGGCAAUCAGUGACGGCUGCCAUAAUCUGCUGGUUGAGAAUCUCGUGUGCAUCAACGGUCACGGAGUGAGCAUAGGAAGCUUGGGAGAGGAUCAAGACACGGGGUGUGUGUCGGAUGUUCUUGUAAGGAACGUGAGCUUCACGGGGUCGAACAACGCCCUGCGAAUCAAGACCUAUCAGGGAGGCAAGGGGCUUGUAUCGAACGUGACUUACAAGGACAUUCGGGUGACCGAUGUCACAUGGCCUAUCAUCAUCAAUCAGUUCUACUGUGACACCUCUGCAAGCAAGUGCGGCGAGCGAAAAGAAGCAGUGGCAGUGACAGACAUCAGCUUUAUCAACGUGAAGGGCACGGCCAACGGCACACACGCCAUUCUCUUCAACUGCAGCCGAUCCGUCCCAUGCACGUCCCUCAUGCUCUCCAUCAUCCUACUCUGUCAUCCUACUCCGUCCCUCAUGCACGUCCAUCAUCCUACUCUGUCUCCUCCUCUUCCUCCCUCGCCUCUCUCGCCCAAGUGUCUCCUCUUCUCACGGAGUUCAACUCAGCCUAUGGCAUCACUACAGGCCUCCUCUUUCCCACUCCCAAGGUGCGCAGCGCAGAUUCACCUCCCUCACUUCAUUAACCUGCCCACCCCCCUUGCGUCACCCUCCACUCCGAUCUCUCCCCAGGUGCAGGGAUGGGCCUCCCUCACCUUAAAGCCCUGGGAGGGGGUGCGCAGAUUCACCUCCCUCACCUCAUUAACCCACCCACCCCCCUUUUUGUCACCCUCCAUUCCGACCUCUCCCCAGGUGAAAGCCUGA